AUGGAUUUUCCCCUUCUCUAUUUCACAGGAAAGUUUCCAAGAGGUCGAAGCUUUCGGAAAGAAUCCUGGCGGGAAAAAAAGCGCGCGCGCUCAGUUUUCGCGCUCGUUUAUUUAGCAAUGGCUGAUCGACGUUGCUUGUCUGAGCGACAAGGCCAUCAUCUGCAGUCAAAUGGUGCAAUUGAUCUUGAAGUUGAUGGUGGGACUACAGGUCUUCAUCCAGAAAUAGGAAUCACAAAAGGUAACUCUCGAGCCAAAUGGAGUCACCAAAUGAAGCUGUACCUUAUUAAACUCCUAAAAGAUCACGAUGUGCCUGGUUUUCGGACACAGAAUGCUUGGAGCAAGGAGGCAUGGAAUAAUAUUCUUCAUCAACUCAAUCAAAAGUUUGAUCAGUCAUUUACUCUCAACCAAGUCAAACAGAAGGAGCAAGAUCUGAAGAGAGACUAUCGUACUGUGAAAAAGUUGUUGGAUGUAAGUGGCUUUGGAUGGGAUAAGGACAGAAAAAUGGUAGACGCACCUGAUAGUGUUUGGGCAAGCUUUACUGCUCGUACGAACAGCAAGGAUGCUCUCCAAUGGAAAGAAAGAUCAUUUCCCUUUUAUGAAGAAUUAGCUCCACUCUAUGAAGGUCGUUAUGCUGAAGGGAGAACUCGCCAAGGCAUGGACCAUUAUACUAGCAAGAGGAAGUAUGCACCAGUUCCCUUGUCACAGUUGACACAGAUGGCUGAUCUCGAUCAAUCACCAUCACCUACUAUGCCGGUUACCGGCGAGUCGGACAUGCGGUUUACUUUAGAUGAAGAACUUGAGGAAACCAACUUGGAUUCUCCCCCGCAUCUAUCUACACCUAUUCAGCAUGUGCAAGCCCCUCCAAGAUCCACACAAAUGGAGAAACAUGACACUAGGCGUGGGAAAAAACAGAAGCAUAGUGCUACUGAUGACUUCCAUGAGAAGUAUUUAAAACUGAAGAAGGAAGAAAUUGAUCGAUUUGCUGCCAUUGAGGAGAAGAAGCUAGAGGACCCCUACAGCAUCAACAAGUGUAUCACAACAAUUGAAGGCUUGGAAGGUCUACAACUAGGAGAUAUGAUGAUGGCAUCAGAUAUCUUCAAAUGUAAGGAGAACAGGGAAGUUUUCUUGUCCUACUCUACUAAUGAACUACGGUUGGCUUGGCUUAAAAGAGAGAUUGCACGUGCCCAAACAAAUGAUCAAAAUUAG
This is a messenger RNA of Triticum turgidum subsp. durum (durum wheat), 1206 nucleotides long. NCBI's taxonomy places the organism in Eukaryota, Viridiplantae, Streptophyta, Magnoliopsida, Poales, Poaceae. The record is from the annotation of a GenBank genome assembly.